GUAUGAGGGUGCUGGUAGAUGCUCGAGAGAAGCUUCAUAUUCCUUGGGGAGAUGAUGACAACCAGCUCCAUGGAGACAAGUUGAUGGCGUUUGAUACUCGUGCUCCCAUGGCUGCAAAAGGAAUGGUGGAAACGGGGAUUUUUUUACAAUAUCUUCCUGCUAUAAGAGCCUUAUGGGCAGACAGUGGCAUACAGCAUGCCUAUGACCGGCGUCGAGAAUUCCAGUUGGGUGAAUCUGUAAAAUAUUUCCUGGAUAACUUGGAGAAACUUGGAGAACCAGAUUACAUUCCAUCACAACAAGAUAUUCUGCUUGCCAGAAGACCUACCAAAGGCAUUCAUGAGUAUGACUUUGAAAUUAAAAAUGUUCCUUUCAAAAUGGUUGAUGUAGGUGGUCAGAGAUCAGAAAGGAAACGUUGGUUUGAAUGCUUCGACAGUGUGACAUCAAUACUUUUUCUUGUUUCCUCAAGUGAAUUUGACCAGGUGCUCAUGGAGGAUCGACUGACCAAUCGCCUUACAGAAUCUCUGAACAUUUUUGAAACAAUUGUCAAUAACCGGGUUUUCAGCAAUGUCUCAAUAAUUCUCUUCUUAAACAAGACAGACUUGCUUGAGGAAAAAGUACAAGUGGUGAGCAUCAAAGACUAUUUCCUAGAAUUUGAAGGCGAUCCACACUGCUUAAGAGACGUCCAAAAAUUCCUGGUGGAAUGUUUCCGGAACAAACGCCGGGACCAGCAGCAGAAGCCCUUGUACCACCACUUCACCACCGCUAUCAACACGGAGAACAUCCGCCUUGUGUUCCGGGAUGUGAAGGAUACUAUUCUUCAUGACAACCUCAAGCAGCUCAUGCUCCAGUGAUGUACAAAAGACUCGCUAUUUUAAUACCUUCUUGUGUUUUUGAUUGUUUUCUGUUUGUUAUGUUUUAUUUUUAAAAAUAGCAGUUUACAGCAGGAAUUAGAAAAAUCUUGAUUUCCAGGUAAUCUUAAUCCUUCUGCGCCUUCGGUUUGUGGCUGAAAGCUGUUGAACAACAUAUCACCAGCACCUGCUGGCAGUGAGACUCUGAUCAGCCUCCCCAUAGCUUCCAUUCAAGUCCGCCUGGUCGUCUGGCCACCCGCAGACUAUGUGUAUGUCUGGCUUGCCAUCCUUCCACUUUUCCAGCUGAGUUCUCCUUCAGUGCCAAGAACACGGUGCCCUAAGUAGCUGUAGGAAUGAGGUUAGGAAUAUUCAGCUCUGGCACAAGUAAGAGAGCUUCAGUCUGCCUUACAGAGCAGUGACACUCACUUGCCUGGCUUUAGGAGGACUGCUGUAAAAGGGCUAUUGGAAAAAAGUUGGGCCUGAGGAGCAGCAGUCUGUCCAUUUACACAGGUGUAGCCUUCGCGUGUUUGCAAUUGCUGACAUACCCAGCAGCUGGUUUUAUUUUUAAAUUCUUAUGGUUUCUGAAGGUCAUGUUCUUAGUGUUCUAAAGUUUACACGAGGAUUUCUGGUCUGAUGUGAAAGAGUUGACAAAUGGUACCAGGGAGCAGAAAGAUAAGCAAAUACUAUAGAUAAUAUUUUGAUCAAAAGUAAUGAAUGAAAUACAGUUUGCCUUUUUCUUGUUUAUUAUGUAAUUUAAUGUGCCAUAAGUGAAAUAGUUCGGCCACUGCAGCACCUAUAAACUGCAGGCAACUUAAUAACAAAUAAACAUACCUGUUCCAGAAUGCUGUGUGUUGCUUUUAAGUCCUGUCUCCGCCGAUUUCACUCCUUCCUGGAGGAAAUCAGUUUUGCAUUAUUGCUUCCUUUUGCUGCCUGUCCAGUCCCCAACAACUCCAAACUGUGGCAUUUAAGGGGUUCUUUUGUUUAUUUGAAGCUUGCCAAGGACAGUAUUUUGAAGUCAGAACUAUUUAGGAAGGUAUUAUCUGAGAUUCCUGUUCAUUCUUGGUAUGUCGCCAAGGUACAGUAUGUACAUGUUUGCAUGAUUAUGAGAUGCCAGUCCUGUUGAGGUACAUUUUAAAUGUCUUCAGAGAGCUCCUAAGAAUAAGUAAUCUUUUCAGAUCAUACCUGAAGAUUACAUUUGACCUGCCCUCACUGCUUACCAAAUUUCAACCAUGCCCAUGUAGCUUUGUGAGUACCAAGUGACUGCAUAAUAUCAUAGUGAGCGCAGCAGAGUGGCUGGUUUACAGUCCAAAAUUGUUGCCUGGUAGGUUAUAUGUAGUGUUAAAAUUGGAUUAGAGAUAUGGAUGUACGAGGCUGGUGACAGCUUGCAAAGUCUGACAGCUUUUCUGCUUUUCCUGAAAAUUGGGAUUACGACUGUGAGACCUAUUAGUUUACUGUGUUCUCAGGAGUUUUUUUGGACCUUGAAAGAUUGGUCAGCAUUGUGGAUCACCGAGUCUUUCUAAGUCAGUGGCUCUUGCUGUCUUUCUGUCAGGGUGAGAGCUGGGCCUUUCAGUGCGCUAACCUGGGGUUUCUUCUUGGAAUAACUUUUCUGGCAUUGAAACUUCCACUGUCAUUAUAUCCAUAUGAAUUCAGUGUGUCCAUGCCUUUGUAUACAUGUGCUUCAGACAUGUUGCCCACCAUCAUAAUGUUCAAAAUAUAAUUCAUGCAUGUUGGAGUAGUUCCACCUCUAGUGCUUUUUGCCAAAAAGAAUACAUUGUUGAAAUUCACAGGGUUAGCAUAGCCCAGUGCUAAUGAAUACGGUCUCUGAAUAUGUGCAUGGUAAUAUUUGGUCUGUUUAGUGGUCUGUGUAAAUUUAGCAAAUAGUUAUUGAGUGGCCAAGACGUUUAACUCCGUUGAAGGCUGAAGUCAGUUCCCUGUAGAAAGUGGACACUUAGGCUUGUUUAAGUUGUAUUUCAGGUCUGUGAUAACAAUAUUGCCUGACAAAGCAGAAAUAGCCAACCUUCUCUGUUUUGACUACUACCAAGAAAUGUCCAGUCACCAACUAGAUACGCUAUCAUUUGGGUGUUUGCAGUUUUCUUCUGAUGCAUGUAAUGUCUCAGAAUCACCAUUCUUUUAAAAUAAAACCUAGAAGAUAUUUUGAGGCAAUAAGUUACUUGUAUUUAAGUUACACAGGCUUAUUUCGACAUUCAGUAGAAUAGUAAGGUUCAAAGACUUUAGUCCCACAUAUUUUUGUAUAGUAUAUUUUUUUAAACCAUUUGAAAGAAGUCUUUCAACUGUAUCGUGAAAGCCAGAUCCUUUUUUAGUUGAAAUACCACUCUGUGGAAAGGGAGAUGAAAUUUAAUGAUCAGAACUAAAAAGGUGCUUGUGAUUUUCACCUGCUUCCCCUCAGUCUCGAAAAAAACUCAGAUUUGAAGCUGUUUGGUGUGUUCAGUUUUCCAAGUCUGGUUACAGUUUGGAACAAAGUGUGCCUAGUUCUUCUGUAUUACUUUCUGCUCUUCUGAGUGCCUUCUCAUUGAUCUGAAGAAAUAUCACACAUGUCUUUGCUGACGUUACGGAGCUGCCUUGUAAGUCAGAGAUCAACAACUUCGACCUUAAUUUUUAUACGGACUUCUUUUUUCAGAUGUUUCUUAAGGACCUAAGCAAUUCGAGGCAUGCCUCUGCCACUUAAAUACCAUCUUAGUAGCCUGAAUUGUUGCUUUCUGCCAAAUAUGGUAUUAAUUGGAUCUUCAUUUCAAUAUUACUACAUGAUGAGGGUGCUUGACAGCUGGAGUAUGGCUGCAGCUGAGGAAAUAGAGUGAGGAAAGAAAAAACAUUUUUGUUCAAGUUGUGUCGACUAGAGCUUCAGAGAAAGUCCUGUGGUUUAUCUUACAAAUACAGGCUCUUUGCAAAAAACUUUCGCAGUCGGUGGCAGUGGUUGAUUUAAAGUAGAAGGUAGUAAGACAGCAGACACCAUACUACCAGAAAUGAUUAGAAGUAUUAAUUUAGAUGACACAGAAAUCUUGUGCCCUAUAAUUAAAUCUUAACUUUCAAUGUAUACCGAAAUGCUUGUUAUCUUCUGCUUUUGAUACACUGUAUUUUUCAGCCUUAGUACCCAUGUCCGGUUAUGCCUUAUAUAAAGAGUAAAGUUACCAAAUUAUGCUGUUAUGUUCUGAAACUCAAAUCGCUAUUUGAGAAACCCUCAAAUUGGUGCUUUCAUUAUUUGAUGAUAUAUUUAGACAAAACCACAGACAAGCAUUUGAAACUAGAUUCUCCAGUGCCAUUUGUACUUAGGUUAUUUCUAUAUAUGUAAUGAGAAGGCUAAAUAGCAGUGUCAGUUCUUAAUUUCUUGUUUGGAUUCAUGGAGUCAUGCCUGUAAAACCAAGCCAGACGUUUGUAACAAACUCCCUAAUAAAUCUAGAGAAGUCACUGUGUUACCCUUUCAUUUCUUCUAGUUUUAUUUGAGGAAUCAAGAACAAGUUUCGUACACACCUUUUCAUCUGGAAAUCUUGACAGUACCGGUUACUUCGGUCUUUCUCCAGAAUUUCAGCAUAUGAAAUAGUAACAGGUGAUACCUUCGUGCUGUGCUACUUGACUAAAAGUACUGUUUUUUUCUUCCCCUCCUGUCUUCUUUCCUUUCUUUAGUGCUAGGAUAUCAGUUGGCUUUUCAGUCCAGAAUCUAGUAAACAUGAAGGGGGGGGGGGUGACAAGUGGAUGUGUUUAUGUCUCUGUUCCAGAUAAAGCAGGUGAUCCAGCACACACCUGUCACUUUAUGGUACGAGGUUAGGGCUUAAUAAAUGUAUCCUAAACCUGAACAUUUUCAAUCAAGUGACCUUUCACUUUUUCAGUACCAUCAAGUAGGUACUGGCCUUGGGCUAGCAGGUGGUUAUCCACAUCAUUUGAAGUACAGUGUUUGUCCGCUGGCAUUAUUAUGUCUAUCAUGAAUAUAUAGUUAGUACUUAAAUUAAUAUGUUCACCGUGCAGGUAUAACCACCUGGUUUCAAAUGCCAGAACUUACACAGAACAUUGAUCUUUUAAAAGCAUUAUUGAUAAAGCAAUAUUUCCAGAGUUGAUAAUCCUGACCUGUACAAAUCUGCUGUUAAUGAUGGAUUUGUAGAGAGGGGUUGGAAUCAGGGACCUGUAAUAGCACAAAAUUUCCAUUCAGUGAAUGUCACUGGUGGUAAUAAACUGCUUGGCAUGUGAUGUUAAUCUGUAUUUUAAAAGCUUGUUUAUAACAUCCUUACUAUACUAACUGAUGAUCUGUCCUCAGUCUAUGCCUGUUUGAUGACACCGGGAAUAAAAGGGAGAGGGUGGGGAUUAAUCCUUGUUAAGUUCAUGUAACAAUUCAACAAACGAUGCCGUUUACCCUCUUUUCCUCUUACUUGAAAGCAGAAUUGCAAAAUGUUUUAAGUGGCUUUUCUCUAUUCUUCUAUGGUAAGAGCUGAUUUAUUCCAAGAAGCCUUAUCCAAAAGUAUAUUUUGUUACACCCUCUUACAAACUGUACCUAACAAAACGUGCUCUGUAGUAGCUCUGCAUAAAAGUAUUUGUGGCUUAGGGUUUUUACGUAUAUCUUUUUAUAACCUUCCGAGAACUGCGCACAUUAUAUGAUACUGUUGUAAAUUUUUGGUCAGUGCUGUAGUUCAGGAUUGGCAGUAAGUUAUUUCUAAAGGAAGUCUAGAAAUGGAAAGGAGGGUUUGAUUUUAUAAAAUGAGUUGCUAUUCUUUAAGGCUUUUUGCUCUUGUAAACGUUUUGCCAAAAAAAUUUUGCCUCUUGCUAUUAAUAUUUGCUUUGUAAAAAUUACUGACAUUUAAUAAAAAGUUAUAAAUGA
This is a messenger RNA of Chinchilla lanigera (long-tailed chinchilla), 5670 nucleotides long. It is a transcript of the gene Gna13, whose product is annotated as guanine nucleotide binding protein (G protein), alpha 13. The record is from RefSeq and is a predicted model, not a curated record. Gene Ontology annotation, biological process: Rho protein signal transduction; adenylate cyclase-activating G protein-coupled receptor signaling pathway. NCBI's taxonomy places the organism in Eukaryota, Metazoa, Chordata, Mammalia, Rodentia, Chinchillidae. Gene Ontology annotation, cellular component: brush border membrane; heterotrimeric G-protein complex. Gene Ontology annotation, molecular function: guanyl nucleotide binding; G-protein beta/gamma-subunit complex binding; D5 dopamine receptor binding.